UAUUCACAAAAAUGGCCGCCAUAUUUUGAUAUGAUUCCAACUGUAGCAGAUAACCUUAAAAAUUAUCUUAAAUAUAUACAACUUGAAAUAAAACAAACACAGAAGAAGAAGGAUUAUAUAUGCUACCAAGGGCAUGAAUAUUUGACCCAUACAAGUGGGAAAAAGGCCGUUUACCUUACGUGUCGCAAAAGAUGUGGUGGUAGGGCCAAAUUAAUGAUUGGCCUCGAUUUAAUUAUCACCAUUCAACAUUCCUUAGACUAUCAAAACUUAGUAGCUGCACAAACUUCUAAUGCUAAUCAUGCCCCUCAAACUUCUGGAUUUGCCAUAGCCUUUCAAACUUUUAUCUCAAAUCAAAAUAAUUCAGGUGCUUAUCAUGUUAUUAAUUCAGAUGUUGGAAUUGAAAGUAAUGGUGAUCUCCCUUUAGAAGUAGCCAAUGUGUUAAUAGAUUUACAUCUAAAUAUUAGUGAUCCACAAUUUAUAAAAUCUCAAAAAGGAAAACUGCUUCUCUUUUUCCAAAAUUAUAUAUAUCGAUAUGCUUAUCAAAAAGAUGAUAGAAUACACUAUCGUUGCAGAAAGGUUGGCUGCAAGGCUUCAUGUAAAUUUGAUGGAAUUUACACAACCUCUGGUUUGCAUGAACACCAAAAUGAAAUCGGUCAGUUUGAAAAACUGAGAACUCACAAGGUUCUAGAGGAUAUUGUUGCCGAAAAUCCUCUAGAGACAAGGCACAAUAUUUAUGAAAAGGCCUUGAAUAAAAGAUGCCUGGAAACGCCCUCCAUCGAAAUGUAUCCAGAGGCAAUGCCCUCAUUUGUUUCAAUUAAGAGUACAAUUGACAGAUUGUUACAAAAAAAUCGGCCCACUUUGCCUCAGUCUUUGGAUGAACUAGUAUUAUUACCAGAAUACAUCACCACAAAUAAGGGGGAGAUUUUUUUAAUUAAUAAUGAUAAUAAUAAUAAUAUGCUGGUGUUUGGUACAUGUGAAAUGCUAAAACUUGUAGAAAUAUGUGAUGGUGAUAGCAUUUACAUGGACGGCACCUUUUAUAUCGUUCCUCGACUGUACUGUCAAUUGUAUAGUAUCCAUAUAAUGUAUCAAGAAGUUAUGAUACUGAUUAUAUAUGCCCUCCUCCCCGAUAAAAAUAGAGGGACAUAUAUUGAAUUAUUUCAAAUUAUCUUGCAAUUUUGCUCGAUGAAAAAUAUAUGAUUCAAUCCUCGAUUUGGACAAACUGAAUACGAGGCCGCAGCUAUAUCGGCGCUUAGGUUUGUUUUUCCUAAUAUGUCCAUAAAAUGUUUAUUUAUAACAUUGUAUAUUAUAAUUAAAAAAAUUUAGGCUGUUUUUUUCACUAUUCCCAGGCUCUUUGGCGUAAAUGUCAGGCGCUGGGUUUAGUUAGCGGUUAUUUGCACAAUACUACCAUUCAUCAAGUUGUUAGACGAAUGACCACCUUGCCAUUUUGCAAAGAAGAACAUAUUUCCGAGGUACGGGCAUCAUGCCAUGCUCUGUCUGCUGAAUAUCCUUUGCUCAAAAAUUUUAUGGAGUAUAUGGAUUUUACAUGGCUCGGAGUUAAUGCCAUAUUCCCCCGAAAUAUAUGGACCAGGUAUCAAGUUGACGGCCCUAGAACAAACAACCACCUGGAGGGGUAUUAUCAUGCCCUUAAGAGAAAAACAAACGUGGCUCACCCGAAUAUUUAUUGUCUGAUAAAUAUUUUAAAAAGACAUCAACAUUCGAGUGAGCUUAAGAUCUUACAAAUCAAUAGUGGGUUGAACGUGAGAAGAAAAAAUAAAAAAUAUGAUCAAUUAAAUAUUAACAUUGAUAAUCUAACUCGUAUAUACGAGCGUACAAAUGAAAUAUAUCCUUUUUUAGAUAAUGUUUCAUAUUUUAUAAAACAACAAUCAUAACCCGUAUUUAUUUAUAUUUCUUUUAUAUAUUUACAUUUUUAUUAUUC
Messenger RNA from Gordionus sp. m RMFG-2023, 1936 nucleotides. RefSeq lists its product as uncharacterized. The record is from RefSeq and is a predicted model, not a curated record. NCBI's taxonomy places the organism in Eukaryota, Metazoa, Nematomorpha, Gordioida, Chordodea, Parachordodidae. Bases 31 to 1197 code for a protein of 388 amino acids. The transcript is spliced from 6 exons.